Messenger RNA from Hansenula ciferrii, 1350 nucleotides. RefSeq names its product S8 family peptidase. Gene Ontology annotation, molecular function: serine-type endopeptidase activity. Bases 1 to 1350 code for a protein of 449 amino acids. Gene Ontology annotation, biological process: proteolysis. The transcript has a single exon. Lineage: Eukaryota; Fungi; Ascomycota; Saccharomycetes; Phaffomycetales; Wickerhamomycetaceae. The record is from RefSeq and is a predicted model, not a curated record.
AUGUGGAUCCCAAUUUGUCAACUUUUAUUAAUUGCUCAAGCUGUUUCAGCAGCUUCUUCAUCAUUUAUUGUUCAAUUACAAGGUGAUAAAUCAUUUGAUGAUUAUCUACAAGAAUCAAUUGCUGAUCUUUUAGGUUUAAAAUCAGAUUCUACUAAGAAUAAGAUCGAGAUUGGUAGUUUCAAAGCUUUUGUUUCUGAUUUUGAAGAUGAUUUAUUAAGUAAAUUAAAAGCUGAUCCUUUUGUUAAUGAUAUUUUCCCAAAUACUGAUAUCACUUUAUUUGCGCCUGUUCCAGAAACUGUUGAGGACGCUACUCCUGGAUCUAAAAAUCCUGUUAAAAGAUCAGUUCUUUCACCAAAUGCACAACGUGACUCAACAUUUGCUAAAAGAGAUGGUGUUACUACUCAAUCAAAUGCUCCAAGACAUUUAGCUAGAUUAUCUUCGCGUGAAGGAAUCUUUAAUAAAGAUGGUCCAUUUGAAUAUAAAUACAGGGAAACUGGUAAAGGUGUUACUGCUUAUGUUCUUGACACAGGUAUUGCUAUUGAUCAAGAUGAUUUUGAAGGUAGAGCAUCUCAUGGUGCAAACUUUGUUAAUGGUGAAUCUGAUGGUGAUAACAAUGGUCAUGGUACAAACGUUGCUGGCAUCGUUGGCUCCAAAACUUAUGGUGUUGCUAAAGAUGUUCAACUUGUUGACAUUAAAGUUCUUGGUUCAAAUGGUCAAGGUUCAUUGGAAUCAAUCUUGAAAGGUAUUGAAUGGGCUAAUAAUGAUCGUAAGUCAAAAAACUUAACAGCUGUUGCUAAUUUAUCACUUGGUUCUCCAAAAUAUGAAGCCUUAAAUCAAGCUGUUGAUGCUGCUUACGAAGAUGGAUUAUCAGUUGUUGUUGCUGUUGGUAAUGCUGAUAAAGAUACUGAAGGGUUUUCACCAGCUACUUCUAAAAAUGCAAUUGCUGUUGGUGCUUUAGAUGAUCAAACUGAUACUAUUGCCUGUUUCUCAAAUUGGGGUUCAAGAGUUGAUAUUUUUGCUUCAGGUGCUGGUGUCGUCUCUGUUAGUAACAAUGGUAAUCCAAAUCUUAACAAAUGGUAUGGUACUUCUCAAGCAUCUCCUAUUGUUGCUGGGUUAGCUGCUACUUUAUUAGAAAAAGGUGUUCCUAAAGAUCAAAUCAAAAAUGAAAUCAUCAAGAUGUCAACUAAAGAUGCGAUCUCUAAGAAAACUUAUGAUGAAAAUUCAAAUUACAAAACUACAGUUAAUAAAGUUGUUUAUAAUGGUAUUGAAAACACUUUUGAUACGAUUAAUGCUUCAUCAACUUUAUCUCAAGACCAAUCAUUGAGAAAGUAUAUCGAAGAAAACUAUUAG